This is a messenger RNA of Zasmidium cellare ATCC 36951, 1251 nucleotides long. RefSeq lists its product as uncharacterized. Gene Ontology annotation, cellular component: fungal-type vacuole membrane. Gene Ontology annotation, biological process: calcium ion transmembrane transport; intracellular calcium ion homeostasis. Gene Ontology annotation, molecular function: calcium:proton antiporter activity. NCBI's taxonomy places the organism in Eukaryota, Fungi, Ascomycota, Dothideomycetes, Mycosphaerellales, Mycosphaerellaceae. The transcript has 3 exons. The coding region runs from base 1 to 1251 and encodes 416 amino acids. The record is from RefSeq and is a predicted model, not a curated record.
AUGUCGGCGUCCGGGAUUAGAGCCAGAUUCAACAAUCUGGUGCGAAGGACCGGAAACAGUCAACGACAAGGACAUCAGGACGGACGCACUGUGUGGAAGGUCAUAUCGUCUAGCUAUGUUAACAUUCUGUUGGUCUUUGUGCCGCUGGGGAUUGCUGCUGGAGUAGUGGAUUGGCCUGCCAUGGCGAUUUUUGUGCUCAACUUCUUGGGCAUCAUUCCAUUGGCGGCAUUGCUCUCCUUUGCCACUGAGGAGUUGGCCCACACUGUUGGUCCGGCGAUUGGAGGAUUGCUCAACGCCACCUUCGGCAAUGCCAUCGAGUUGAUUGUUUCGAUCAUUGCUCUGAACAAGGGGGAGUAUCGUCUUGUGCAGGCCAGUAUUCUUGGCAGUGUUCUGGUCAACAUCCUUCUAGUUCUAGGCUGCUGCUUCAUUUCAGGUGGCAUCCGACGACGCGAAUCGAGAUACGAUCCAACCGUAGCCGGCAUCAUGUCCGCUCUCCUAACUCUGGCCUCCUCAGCCUUGAUCGUACCCGCCAUUCUCUACUCCACGCUCCGCGACUCAGCAGACGGCGACACGAUUGACGUCCUGGCCGUCUCACGCGGAACAGCAAUCAUCCUGAUCGUGCUCUACUUCCUCUACCUCGUAUUCCAACUCCGAACACAUUCCAAUCUCUUUCGCGACGACGGCCCCGAACCCGAAGGCGACGGUGACGAGAACAUCGACCCCGUACACGCCCAAUCCAAGCACCACAACGAAGAGAUCGAAACGACCCUCGGACCAAAAGGAGCCUUGGCCUGCCUCGUGGUCACCACACUCUGCGUGGGUGUCUGCGCCGAAUUCCUAGUCGACAGCAUCAACGAGAUCGUCGAAACGACAUCCAUGUCCAAGACCUUCAUUGGUCUGAUCCUCCUCCCCAUCGUCAGCAACGCCGCCGAGCACGUCACAGCCGUCAUCGUCUCGUGGAAAGGCAAGAUGAACCUGGCCCUCCUCGUGGAUCUCGGAAGUGGCCUGCAGAUCGCGCUGUUCGUCACGCCGCUACUGGUACUCUUCGCGUGGGCGAUGGAAAAACCGCUGUCACUCCACUUCCAGCUAUUCGAGACGGUUGUGUUCUUCUUGAGCGUACUCGUGACGAAUUUCCUCAUCCGAGGCGGGACGAGCAAUUUUCUUGAGGGUUGCUUGUGUGUUGGUUGGUACUUGAUCAUUGCGCUGGCGUUUUUCUACUAUCCUGAUAACGACCCGAUGACGAAUGGGUGA